GUGAGGCGUUGAAGCUGGAACAGCGCGGCGGGUGGGGCGCUGCGACUCUCUCUGAAGGUGCCGGGUACCGAGUCUAGUCUUCCCACAGCGAGGAGCAGGAGCCGCGGCGGUUCGCCCACCCCACCCCCCAACCUCCCGGGCUUUAGCCAGACUCAGGUCCCUGGUUAUAAACCACCAUGGCUCAGAGAGAUGCUGACAGAUACCUCUAUGUGGAUCGAAACUUCAUCAACAACCCUCUUGCUCAGGCUGAUUGGGCCGCCAAGAAGCUGGUGUGGGUCCCAUCAGAGAAAAAUGGUUUUGAGCCUGCUAGCUUGAAGGAAGAAGUAGGAGAUGAAGCCAUUGUGGAGCUUGCAGAGAAUGGGAAGAAAGUGAGAGUCAACAAAGAUGAUAUUCAAAAGAUGAACCCACCCAAGUUCUCAAAAGUGGAAGAUAUGGCUGAACUGACCUGCCUGAAUGAGGCCUCAGUGUUGCACAAUCUGAAGGAGCGAUACUACUCAGGGCUUAUCUACACCUACUCAGGCCUGUUCUGUGUUGUCAUAAAUCCCUACAAGAACCUGCCUAUCUACUCGGAAGAAAUUGUGGAUAUGUACAAAGGCAAAAAGAGACAUGAGAUGCCCCCUCACAUAUACGCUAUUACAGACACUGCCUACAGGAGUAUGAUGCAAGAUCGAGAGGAUCAGGCCAUUCUUUGCACAGGUGAAUCUGGAGCUGGUAAGACAGAAAACACCAAGAAGGUCAUUCAGUACCUGGCUCAUGUUGCUUCAUCACACAAGAGCAAGAAAGAUCAAGGGGAGCUGGAGAGGCAGCUACUGCAGGCCAACCCCAUCUUGGAGGCCUUUGGAAAUGCCAAAACAGUUAAGAAUGACAACUCUUCAAGAUUUGGAAAGUUCAUCAGAAUCAACUUUGAUGUAAAUGGCUACAUUGUAGGAGCCAAUAUUGAGACCUAUCUGUUGGAGAAAUCGAGAGCAAUACGUCAGGCCAAAGAAGAACGGACAUUCCACAUCUUCUAUUACUUGCUGACCGGGGCAGGGGAACACCUGAAGAAUGACUUGCUGUUGGAGCCCUACAACAAAUACCGCUUCCUUUCUAAUGGGCAUGUUACAAUCCCGGGUCAGCAGGACAAGGACAUGUUUCAAGAGACGAUGGAGGCAAUGAGGAUCAUGGGCAUUCCAGAUGAUGAGCAGAUUGGUCUGCUGAAGGUGAUUUCGGGUGUUCUUCAGCUUGGCAAUAUUGUCUUCAAGAAGGAGCGCAAUACAGACCAAGCCUCCAUGCCAGACAAUACAGCUGCUCAGAAAGUUUCCCACCUUCUGGGUAUCAAUGUGACAGACUUCAGCAGAGGAAUUCUCACCCCUCGCAUCAAAGUGGGGCGAGACUAUGUCCAAAAGGCUCAGACUAAAGAGCAGGCUGACUUUGCCAUUGAGGCUCUGGCUAAAGCCACUUAUGAGCGCAUGUUUCGUUGGCUGGUGAUGCGUAUCAACAAGGCACUGGAUAAGACAAAGAGACAAGGAGCAUCUUUCAUAGGAAUCCUUGACAUUGCUGGCUUUGAAAUCUUUGAGCUGAACUCAUUUGAACAACUGUGCAUUAACUACACGAAUGAGAAGCUGCAACAGCUCUUCAAUCACACCAUGUUCAUCCUGGAGCAAGAAGAAUACCAGCGUGAGGGCAUAGAAUGGAACUUCAUUGACUUUGGCCUGGAUCUGCAGCCCUGCAUUGAUCUUAUAGAAAAACCGGCUGGACCUCCUGGCAUCUUGGCCCUACUGGAUGAAGAAUGCUGGUUCCCAAAAGCUACAGAUAAAAGCUUUGUGGAAAAGGUGGUGCAGGAGCAAGGCACUCAUCCCAAGUUUCAGAAGCCAAAGCAGCUAAAAGACAAAGCUGAUUUCUGCAUUAUGCACUAUGCUGGCAAGGUUGACUACAAAGCUGAUGAGUGGCUGAUGAAGAACAUGGAUCCCCUUAAUGACAACAUUGCUACGCUGCUACACCAGUCCUCUGAUAAAUUUGUUUCUGAACUGUGGAAAGAUGUUGAUCGCAUAGUUGGGCUGGAUCAGGUGGCUGGCAUGUCAGACACAGCAUUGCCUGGGGCCUUUAAGACCAGGAAGGGCAUGUUCCGAACAGUAGGGCAGCUGUACAAGGAGCAACUGGCCAAGCUGAUGGCUACCCUGAGGAACACCAACCCCAACUUUGUCCGUUGCAUCAUCCCCAACCAUGAGAAGAAGGCUGGAAAACUGGAUCCACAUCUAGUUCUGGAUCAACUUCGUUGCAAUGGAGUACUGGAGGGAAUCCGUAUCUGCAGGCAAGGCUUUCCCAACAGAGUGGUCUUCCAGGAGUUCAGACAAAGAUAUGAGAUCCUGACUCCAAAUUCCAUUCCCAAAGGGUUCAUGGAUGGAAAGCAAGCCUGUGUUCUGAUGAUCAAAGCCUUGGAGCUGGAUCCAAACCUUUACCGGAUUGGACAGAGCAAAGUGUUUUUCCGAGCAGGUGUCCUUGCCCACCUUGAAGAAGAAAGAGACUUGAAAAUCACAGAUGUCAUUAUUGGGUUCCAAGCGUGUUGUAGAGGCUACUUGGCUAGAAAGGCUUUUGCCAAGCGCCAGCAGCAACUAACAGCAAUGAAAGUACUCCAGAGGAAUUGUGCUGCCUACUUGAAGCUUCGCAACUGGCAAUGGUGGAGGUUGUUUACAAAGGUGAAACCUUUGCUGCAAGUGAGCAGGCAGGAGGAGGAGAUGCUGGCCAAAGAAGAAGAGUUGGUCAAAGUCAAGGAAAGGCAGCUGGCUGCAGAAAACAGAGUGUCUGAAAUGGAAAAUCUCCAGUCACAGCUCAUGUCAGAGAAGAUGCAGCUGCAAGAGCAGUUGCAAGCAGAAAUUGAACUCUGUGCUGAGGCUGAAGAGAUCAGAGCUCGCCUGCAAACAAAGAAACAGGAGCUGGAGGAGAUCUGUCAUGACUUGGAGGCAAGAGUGGAGGAAGAGGAGGAGCGGUGCCAGCACCUGCAAAUUGAGAAAAAGAAAAUGCAGCAGAACAUUCAGGAACUUGAAGAGCAAUUGGAGGAAGAGGAAAGUGCCAGACAAAAGUUACAGCUGGAGAAAGUGACCACUGAAGCAAAACUGAAGAAGCUGGAGGAAGAUCUGAUAGUUUUUGAAGAUCAGAACUGCAAACUGGCCAAGGAAAAGAAAUUACUGGAAGAAAGGAUUGCAGAAUUCACCAGUAACUUAACUGAGGAAGAGGAGAAGUCAAAGAGUUUAGCUAAACUGAAGAACAAGCACGAGACUAUGAUUACAGAGCUGGAAGAACGGUUGCGCCGAGAAGAAAAGCAACGGCAAGAGUUGGAGAAGACCCGUAGGAAGCUAGAGGGAGACUCUACAGAUCUUCAUGACCAAAUAGCUGAACUUCAGGCUCAAAUAGCAGAGCUCAAAAUGCAGCUGGCAAAAAAAGAGGAAGAGCUGCAAGCAGCUUUAGCUAGGGUGGAAGAGGAGGCUGCUCAGAAGAACAUGGCUCUGAAGAAGAUCCGUGAACUGGAGUCUCAGAUAACAGAGUUGCAGGAAGACCUGGAGUCUGAGCGGGCUGCCAGGAAUAAAGCAGAGAAACAGAAGCGGGAUCUUGGUGAGGAGCUUGAGGCUCUCAAGACAGAACUAGAGGACACACUGGACUCAACUGCAGCACAGCAGGAACUCAGGUCAAAACGUGAACAAGAAGUGACUAUUCUAAAGAAGACGCUUGAUGAUGAGGCAAAGACCCAUGAGGCACAGAUCCAGGAGAUGAGGCAGAAACACGCCCAGGCUGUGGAAGAACUGGCAGAGCAGUUGGAGCAGACUAAACGGGUGAAAGUGAACCUUGAAAAGGCAAAGCAGGCCCUAGAGAGUGAACGUGCUGAGCUGUCCAAUGAGGUGAAAGUUCUUCUUCAAGCCAAAGGAGACUCUGAGCACAAGAGGAAGAGGGGUGAAACUCAACUUCAAGAGCUACAAGUGAAAUUCACGGAGGGGGAGAGAGUACGAACUGAGCUGGCCGAGAGAGUUAACAAAUUGCAGGUUGAGUUGGAAAAUGUCACUGGUCUUCUGAAUCAAUCUGACAGCAAGUCAAUUAAACUGGCCAAAGAUUUCUCUACCCUGGAGUCUCAGCUACAGGACACACAGGAGUUACUUCAGGAGGAAACUCGCCAGAAGCUGAGCCUCAGUACCAAGCUGAAACAGAUGGAAGAUGAGAAGAACAGCUUCAAAGAGCAACUAGAGGAAGAAGAGGAAGCAAAGAACAACUUGGGAAAACAGAUUUCUGUCCUUCAGGUUCAGAUUGCAGAAAUGAAGAAGAAAAUGGAUGAUAGUGUGGUUUGUCUGGAGUCAGUGGAAGAAGCAAAGAAGAAGCUUCUGAAAGAUUUGGAGGCCAUGAGCCAACGUUAUGAGGAAAAGGCAGCUGCCUAUGACAAGCUGGAAAAGACAAAGACCAGGCUUCAACAGGAGCUGGAUGAUAUUUCUGUGGAUUUGGAUCAUCAGCGGCAGAUAGUCUCCAACUUGGAGAAAAAACAGAAGAAGUUUGAUCAGCUCCUGGCAGAAGAGAAAACCAUCUCUGCAAAAUAUGCUGAAGAGCGGGAUCGUGCUGAGGCAGAAGCUCGUGAGAAGGAGACGAAAGCUCUCUCCUUGGCCAGAGCACUUGAGGAAGCAAUUGAACAGAAAGCAGAGCUAGAGCGAGUCAAUAAGCAGUUCCGGACAGAGAUGGAGGAUCUGAUGAGUUCAAAGGAUGAUGUUGGCAAGAGUGUCCAUGAGUUGGAAAAGUCCAAACGAGCUCUGGAGCAGCAGGUGGAGGAGAUGAAGACUCAACUGGAAGAGCUGGAGGAUGAACUACAGGCCACAGAAGAUGCCAAGCUGCGCCUGGAAGUGAACCAGCAAGCCAUGAAGGCACAGUUUGAUCGGGAUCUCCAGGCCCGUGAUGAGCAGAAUGAAGAAAAGAGAAAGCAGCUUACAAGACAGGUGCGAGAGAUGGAAGCGGAGCUGGAAGAUGAACGAAAGCAGCGCUCCAUUGCUGUGGCUGCCAGAAAGAAACUGGAAAUGGAUCUAAAAGAUCUGGAGGCCCACAUUGACUCUGCCAACAAAAAUCGUGAUGAAGCCAUCAAACAGCUCAGGAAGUUGCAGGCCCAAAUGAAGGACUACGUGCGGGAGCUGGAUGACACACGUGCUUCUAGAGAAGAAAUUUUGGUACAAGCAAAAGAGAACGAAAAGAAAUUGAAGAGCAUGGAAGCCGAGAUGAUUCAAAUGCAGGAGGAACUUGCAGCUGCCGAGCGUGCCAAGCGCCAGGCUCAGCAAGAACGGGAUGAGCUGGCUGAUGAGAUUGCCAAUAGUAGUGGCAAAGGAGCUCUGGCCUUGGAAGAAAAGCGACGCUUGGAGGCUCGAAUAGCUCAGCUGGAGGAAGAACUAGAAGAAGAGCAGAGCAAUACAGAGUUGGUGAAUGACCGCCUUAAGAAAGCAAAUCUUCAGAUUGACCAGAUAAACACAGACCUGAAUGCAGAGCGUAGUAAUGCCCAGAAGAAUGAAAAUGCUCGCCAGCAGUUUGAGCGUCAGAACAAGGAACUUAAAGCCAAGCUUCAGGAAAUGGAGAGUGCUGUGAAGUCAAAAUACAAGUCUUCUAUUACUGCGCUGGAAGCAAAGAUAGCACAACUGGAAGAACAGCUGGAUGCUGAGACAAAGGAGCGCCAGGCUGCCAGCAAGCAGGUGCGACGUACUGAGAAAAAGCUGAAGGAUGUUGUCCUGCAAGUGGAGGAUGAGAGGCGUAAUGCUGAGCAGUACAAGGAUCAGGCAGACAAGGUGAAUGUCCGUUUGAAGCAACUUAAACGCCAGCUGGAAGAGGCAGAAGAGGAGGCACAGCGAGCCAAUGCAGCUCGUAGAAAGCUGCAGCGGGAACUAGAAGAUGUCACUGAAACGGCCGAUGCCAUGAACCGUGAGGUCAGCUCUCUGAAGAGCAAACUCAGGCGGGGAGACAUGCCAUUUGUGGUGACACGCCGGAUUGGCAGGAAGGGUGCAGGUGAAGUAUCUGAUGAGGAAGUGGAUGGCAAGGCUGAUGUUGGAGAUGCCAAAGCUACUGAAUAGAGCUGCCUUGUGGAUCCGGGUCACACAUGAUGGAGUGACCCACCCUCCCUUUGUCCAGUGGACUUCUGCAAACCCUUCUAAAACCUGCCGGGUGAAGUGGAACACAUCUGUUGAAACGUUCCCUUGAAUAUCUGGAGCCAUGACAUUAGUGUUGUCCCUCCCAGCUUCCAAGCUCUUUUGUAUUGAAUGCCAAAGAGUCUGCAGCCCAAUCAGAGUCUGGGGGCUACAGAGGCCUGUAGCAUUCAUUGUCCUUGCCAUGGCUGCUGGGGAAUUUACAUAGUUUGAGGGGUGGGGGUGGGGUGACUCCUUUUCGUUGCUGUAAAUCAACUAUUUUCUUCCAAUAACGAGUUUGUGAUAGAUGCAGGGAAUUUGUCCCGUCCCCUUCCUCUUGUUUGCUUUUGGCAAUCAUGUUCAGUGACCUCACAUUUCCGACCUCCUCGGUCUACUCACCUAGCCAGUUUGGGAGUCAUGUUGAACAGGAAAAACAAGUGUUCGCAACAUGACUCCUAAAUGUCUUCAAAGACCAUACAGUCUUGGGAAGUUUUUCCUAGAAGAGAGUUUAAGUUGGCCCUCUUUUUGCUAAUGUCUGGACAGAUCUGAAGUGCAAUGUUGUCUGUGUUGCGUUGUGUCUAAGAGGUGUGUUAGUGGCAGACCAAGGAAGCAGCAAAGUUUUUUCCUGUGUGCUUGCUGGAGAAUCUAUUUGGGACCAAAUAUAUUUAAUGGUAACAGACAGUAUCUAGUGGGUUUUGAAUGGAGUGUGAACAAAGUCCUUUAUUGUGAUGUCCAAGCAUCCAGCUCUGUAAUCGGGGAUGGGUUUAGUUAUUCUGCACAGUGACUAAGAGUAUAUUAAAGAAAAAAAGAAAUAAGCAUUUUAAUCUGCACAGAUUAUACAUUGAAGGCCUUUGUAUCUCUCGUUUAUAAGUAAUUAAGAAAAAUAAAGGUCUUUAUCACUGCCUUUCUAUGGGGACUGCGGUUAUAUAGAUAAUCUUUACUUUUCUACACUGUACACUGGUUGCUGGAUUUACCUGUAUACUUAACCAUAUUGUAUAUGCUGCAUUUAGACUUAUGAGUAAAUGACAAAUUAAAAUAAGAUUACCCUAUACUGUAUGGUUAGUGCUCUCCACUGUGAGAGCCUCCAGUCCUGGUUGCUGUCACAAAUAAAUCUGCAAACUUUUUUAUACAAUAAGUGCCUUAGCAUGUGCCUCUGCGGUGACUCCACUAGUCAGUAAUGGAUUACCGGUGCUCCUCUAACAAUAAAGAUUGUCCAUGUG
Messenger RNA from Zootoca vivipara (common lizard), 7330 nucleotides. It is a transcript of the gene MYH9, whose product is annotated as myosin heavy chain 9. Gene Ontology annotation, cellular component: cytoplasm; myosin filament; myosin II complex. NCBI's taxonomy places the organism in Eukaryota, Metazoa, Chordata, Lepidosauria, Squamata, Lacertidae. The record is from RefSeq and is a predicted model, not a curated record. Gene Ontology annotation, molecular function: microfilament motor activity; ATP binding; actin filament binding.